This is a messenger RNA of Syzygium oleosum, 2991 nucleotides long. RefSeq names its product AUGMIN subunit 6. Gene Ontology annotation, cellular component: HAUS complex; mitotic spindle microtubule. The coding region runs from base 167 to 2401 and encodes 744 amino acids. The record is from RefSeq and is a predicted model, not a curated record. The transcript is spliced from 13 exons. Gene Ontology annotation, molecular function: microtubule binding. Lineage: Eukaryota; Viridiplantae; Streptophyta; Magnoliopsida; Myrtales; Myrtaceae. Gene Ontology annotation, biological process: spindle assembly.
GGAUAAGCAGCAGGCGAGCAAAAGCAAAACCAUCGGAGAAGAAAACGAAGAUCGCCACCGUCGCUCUCGCUCGGAGAGACAGACUGCAGAAGACGACGACGACGACGGCGGCGGAGGACGGUGGAAGGAGGAGGAAGGAGGAGGACUGGUUUUUCCGCAGCGGGUGAUGACGAUGGACAGGGAGAAGGAGAGAGAGAUAGAGCUGGAGAGCGCAAUGUACACCAAUUGCUUGCUCCUGGGUCUCGAUCCGGCCGUCAUCGGCGUCGGGGCCUCCAACGGCACCCCUCGCGUCGGCCUCUUCCGCCACUCCAACCCUAAGCUCGGCGAGCAGCUCCUCUACUUCAUCCUCUCCUCCCUCCGCGGCCCCGCUCAAUCCGCCAAAGAUUUCGACAGGGUCUGGCCGAUUUUCGAUUCGGCCCAAUCGCGGGACUUCCGGAAGGUGGUUCAAGGGAUCAUCAGCGAGCUCGAAUCGCAAGGGGCGCUUCCCAGGAGCAAUUCCAGGGUUUCUUCGCUGGCUACGUGUUGCGGGCCAAGAUUUGUUGAACUCUUAUGGCAACUUUCUUUGCAUGCUUUAAGAGAGGUUCAUAGGCGGACAUUUCCAGCCGAUCUAACUACUAAUCCUUUACCAGCUUCAUUGACAGAUGUAGCUUUCUCCCAUGCUGCCACCCUACUUCCGGUAACAAAGGCUAGAAUUGCAUUGGAAAGAAGGAAGUUCCUGAAAAAUGCAGAAACAGCUGUACAGAGGCAGGCAAUGUGGUCCAAUUUGGCUCAUGAAAUGACUGCAGAGUUCCGAGGCUUGUGUGCUGAGGAGGCUUACUUGCAGCAAGAAUUGGAAAAACUGCAUGAUUGGAGAAACAAAGUCAAGUUGGAAGGGGAGCUGUGGGAUGAUCUCGUAUCUAGUUCCAGUCAGAAUUCUCAUUUAGUUUCAAAGGCCACACGCCUAUGGGAGUCCAUAUUAGCAAGAAAGAGUCAACAUGAAGUGCUCGCUUCAGGUCCCAUCGAGGACUUGAUAGCUCAUCGGGAGCAUAGGUACCGAAUUUCUGGAUCAUCCUUGCUUGCGGCAAUGGAUCAAAGUUCUCAGGUACCUCAUGCAGAGAUCCUUUCCGUGCAGCCUAGUGAUGUUGCUUCAGUACAUUCUGAUGACAAAGAACAAAAUAAUGGGUCAUAUGAUAAUAUGGAUAAAGAAAAGUGGAACAACAGCCUAGACGCAUCCAAUCCUGCAAAUGAUGAAACGCAUUUUCGGGUUGAUGAUAGAAGUGGACGAAUCCACCCAACUGUUGAUGUAGCCGAAGUUAUAAGACGUUGGACGCAUGCUUUACAGCGGAUUCAUAAGCAGUCACUGCUUCUGGCAAAGGCUAAUGAUGGGGAGGGUCCAGAAAUAUUACGAAGUGCAGAUGAUGGCAGUACAACUGGUCAUGUGGAAUCAUUAGCAGCAACUCUCGCUGAACAUCAACAACACUUAGCUAGCUUUCAGGUGCUUAUUAACCAAUUAAAAGAAGUUGCUCCUGCUAUACAAAAAUCUAUCUCAGAAUGCACGGAUAAUGUAAAUAGUAUAUCUUCCAGUCUUCCUCCAAUGAUGAAACAACGUGCUCCAUUGAACUCACCGAGCCAAACACAGAGCAGCGGAAGAGGAAUAGAAAGUAGUGCUGAUGAUAUCAAUGAGAUGACUUCAAAAAUGUCCAGUGUUCAGCUAGACAAAGUUUCAGCUGCUCCUGCUUUGAAACUCCCACAGUUAUUUACUUUGACACCAAAUUCUUCUGGAAAAGCUGGAAACUUACAAAAGAGACAAACUUUGGCCGCUCAGAAUAAUCAAGUGGAAAAUGCAUCUGAAAAGAAGUUGCCAAACCAGAUUUUUCCAAAAAAUCAUUCCGACCAUCAAGCACGAGAUAGUGAUGAUUCCUACAUUCAGAAUUUGAAGAGAUCUGUUCGAGAAGCAGCCCUGUCAUCUCAAUCCUGUAAUUCAGAAGGGUCACGGGAUAGCCAUUCUGAUGAAGGAUCUGAGCAUUUCUUUUUGCCAUUUCCCGUGACUAGUUUAUCUCAUGUUGUCCCAGAAAAGAAGGAUGCUUUGAGGAGCAAUAGAUUGAUUAGAUCUCAUGUAGACACUUCCUCAAAUGGCAUUUCUAUGACUGAUGAUAACAUUGGUAGUAAGUUUGAUGGAUUACCUGAUGUUAUGAGUGAUCUGGAAUCCCUAAAUGACUUUGAUCAAGUAAACAGUUUUCUCUCGGCUUCUGUUUCUAAGCACACACCUUCGGCUACACAAAGGUUGUUCUAUGACAUUGACGGGACUCAGGAUCAGGUCUUUUCACCGCCUUUGCUGAUGGAAACUUCUCUGUUAGCCGAUUCUUAUGAGGACUUGCUUGCUCCGUUAUCUGAAACUGAAGCUGCUCUGAUGGAACAUUGAAGUGGCAGCCUUACAUUGGCCACCUUGUGACACACCUCAAGAAAUGGGUUGGUAACUGUGAUUAAUCACCUUUAAAUCCCAAUUGGAGUUCUCCCAUAUCGUGUUAUUCUUCCACUGCCACGGUAUUGUGCAAUGUCCGCAUCCUUGUUGUUGUGUGCUCGGCCUAUCUCACAAAGUCGACGUCUCUGCUUGGACGGCAAUAACCAUCAGGCAGAGUUUAACCCCUGCUCAGGGGAUGCAUGUGACUUGGGGAAUAUUAUUUCGAAGAACCUUCGUUCUUGCAUUUGGAUGGCUGGUUAGCAAUAGAUAUGCUGUUUUGGCCUUCGGCGAGGUACUGAAAAUCCUACUGACAAAGCAUUCAAGACUUUGCUGUGAAAUCUUUGGCCUUUUGUGUGUGCUUCGGGGAAAAAAAAUUGUUCUCUACCUCCAGAUGUGUAUUCUCAUUAUUGACCAUGUCAUGAUAGGAUAGGAACAAGGAGUUCUUGGAACUUCAUGCGAUUUGUAUUCAUUGUCUGUCCACACACAGUUGUCUUUCUUUUGUGUUAACUUAAUGCAUGGAAGCGAGUCUCCGGCGGCUACAUUCACCGGCA